UCGUUUUCACACGUCCAGGGAUGUGCCAGGUUUUUCUUGCGACAAAAUAUGAACUUUCCCACGCUUUUCAACGCGUUAACCAAUGCCCAUAUUUUUUUAAAUCAAAUGCUGUCACUUGUGUUGAAAAUUCAGAUCAAUUGAGCAGAGCAGAAAGUGAACUACACUUUACUACUUCCUCUUGCUUCUUCAACCAUUCCAGAAAUCUCGCAGAGUAGCUCUUAGAACCAUUGAAAAGCCUUUCAUCUUCUUUAACAAAUACCAGAUCCCCACUUUAUGUACAGGAAUCUUAAGAGAGUUUCUCUUUUGAAUCUUGAAUUUUUCUGUUUUCCUUGAGAUCUAUAUCAACUGAACGGUUUACACUACGAUAAUUUCAGUCUGCCUUGAGGUUCUUCAAAAUUCAGCACCAGCUCAGUUAGUAGCAUCAAAUGAGCAAGUCUUUGCUUUUAGCCUUUUACAUCACAGUAUCCUGCAUCGCUUUUGUCAUUUCCAAGAUCAUUAUCUCAGUCCUCCUCUACAAAAGAUGGAAAAGAAAGCACAUGAUUCACGCAGAAGGCUAUGCAGGUGGGAAGAUGGUAAUAUUUAGGUCUUCGGUUCUGCAAUCCCUCAAAUCUGAUGUGAUCUUGAAGAAGACGAUGAACCUGAAUGAUAUGGAGGUCAUUGGAUGUGGUGGUUAUGGGACAGUUUAUAAACUGAACAUAGAUGACUCAAAAGCUUUUGCAGUGAAAAGACUGAACAGAGGAACUGCAGAUAAAGGGUUUGAAAGAGAGCUGGAAUCAAUGGCAGACAUAAAACACCGCAAUAUUGUAACUCUUCAUGGAUAUUAUACUGCUCUACAUUACAACCUCCUCAUAUAUGAGUUAAUGCCUAAUGGAAGUUUGGACACCUUCCUCCAUGGAAGAUCAGAGAACAAGAAAACUUUAAAUUGGUCAUCUAGAUACAGAAUAGCUAUAGGUGCUGCUAGAGGAAUAUCUUAUCUUCACCAUGAUUGUAUACCUCAUAUCAUCCACAGAGAUAUCAAGUCAAGCAAUAUAUUGCUGGACGAAAACAUGGACGCUCGAGUUUCUGAUUUCGGAUUAGCCACGUUGAUGGAACCAGACAAAACCCAUGUUUCCACAGUUGUCGCUGGAACUUUUGGAUACUUAGCUCCUGAAUAUUUCGACACAGGGAGAGCAACAUUUAAAGGGGAUGUCUACAGCUACGGAGUUGUACUGCUGGAGCUUUUAACUGGGAGAAAACCCAGUGAUGAAACAUUUAUGGAAGAAGGAACGAAGCUUGUCACAUGGGUGAAGGCUGUUGUUCAAGAAAAGGAGGAGGAACUAGUUCUCGACAAUAGGCUAGGGUCCUGUCCAAUGCAAGAAGUUAAGAAUGUGUUCAAGAUUGCCAUGAUGUGCCUUGAAUCUGAUCCAUUGAAGAGGCCAACAAUGGCAGAAGUUGUCAGCUUACUCGAGCAAAUGAAGCCAGACAAGCUUGCUCCAGCUUCCUGAUGUUCACUUGAAAGACUAAAUCAGUAUACUACCCUAUCGUAACAUUUUCAAGUAAAUUACGUUCAGCAGGUCUGUGUGGUUCAUAAAACAAAAACUGACACACUCUAAAUUUAGUUCAUGCAGAAACACCCUCUAAUAACAUAAUUGUUAACGGAGCUUA
Prosopis cineraria is the source of this 1644-nucleotide messenger RNA. Its product is annotated as receptor-like serine/threonine-protein kinase At1g78530. Gene Ontology annotation, biological process: protein phosphorylation. Lineage: Eukaryota; Viridiplantae; Streptophyta; Magnoliopsida; Fabales; Fabaceae. Gene Ontology annotation, molecular function: ATP binding; protein kinase activity. The transcript is spliced from 5 exons. The record is from RefSeq and is a predicted model, not a curated record. Bases 426 to 1484 code for a protein of 352 amino acids.